This is a messenger RNA of Cooperia oncophora, 330 nucleotides long. NCBI's taxonomy places the organism in Eukaryota, Metazoa, Nematoda, Chromadorea, Rhabditida, Trichostrongylidae. The record is from the annotation of a GenBank genome assembly.
AUGAAUGCUGUACUACUUGUCGGCCUGUUUUGUGCAUUUUUAUUCCUCUGUAACGCCUCACCGAUUUCCCACGAUGUUGUUGAUGUUGUCUCCGAAGACAAGAGGUCGCAACGGAUAAAGCGUUAUGGUGGCUUCGGACGUGGAUUCGGCGGUUUCGGCGGCGGCUAUCCUGGCUAUGGUGGAUUUGGCGGCGGCUAUCCAGGAUCUGGCGGUUUUGGCGGCGGCUAUCCAGGAUCUGGCGGUUUGGUGGCGGCUAUCCAGGCUUCGGCGGUGGAUUUCCUGGAUUUGGUAGCAGCUACGGCAGCAGUUUGGGGCUCAGCUCAAGCUUGA